Molecule: messenger RNA, 2132 nt
Organism: Benincasa hispida (wax gourd)
Lineage: Eukaryota; Viridiplantae; Streptophyta; Magnoliopsida; Cucurbitales; Cucurbitaceae
Gene: ICS2
Product: isochorismate synthase 2
Biological process (GO): phylloquinone biosynthetic process
Cellular component (GO): plastid
Molecular function (GO): isochorismate synthase activity
Source: RefSeq, a predicted model, not a curated record
GACACGAGUUAGAGUGACUUAAAAAAGAAAUGAGCAUUUCCAAAAUGACUGUUUCUCGUAGUCAAAAUUCAGCCACCAGACAGUGUGUUGGGUUUGGGCAGCGUGUGAGUCGGUGCCGCCGCAUUCCAGCAGCCGUACCUUGGCCGGGGCGGGGGCGGAGGUGGGUUGUUGGGGAGGUUUGUCAGUCGGCGGCGAUGGAUGGGUGCGGAGGAGACGGCGGAGGCACCGUCGGGACAAUUGAGACUCGAACUUUCCCGGCAGUUCAGACGGCGGCUUUGGCGACGGAGAGUCUGAGAAGAGGAGUGGCGAAGUUGAAAUUGGAGGCACCGGCACUAACUUCAGGGAUUAUUCGACUCCAAGUGCCAAUCCAACAACGCAUUCAAGCAAUUGAUUGGCUCUCUUCUCAGCCCCACCUUCUUCCUCGGACCUUCUUCUCCGGCAGAAGCAGAAGCAGAGCCAUUGAUUCUGCCCACAACACUUCCAAUGGCAGCCAUCCCUUCAACCACCACCACCUGCUCGGCGCCGCCGGUGUGGGCUCUGCCGUCGUCUUCCACCGCCUUCAUUGCUUUUCGUAUAAUGAUUGGGCGUCUAUAAAGAGGUUCCUGUCAAAAAAAUGCCCCCUGAUUCGUGCUUAUGGAGUUAUUCGCUUUGAUUCACGGGCCAACAUAUCGCCUGAGUGGGAGCCCUUUGGAUCGUUUUACUUCAUGGUCCCUCAGGUUGAAUUUGAUGAGUUUGAAGAAAACUCAAUGCUUGCCGCUACUGUUGCUUGGGAUCAUGCCUGUUCUUGGACUUGGGAAAAUGCUGUCGAAUCCCUUCAAUCGACAAUGGAACAGGUUUCUUCCAAUAAUGUAAAUCUACAAAAAGAUCUUCCACUGAUACCCAUACAUAGCUACACUCACGUUCCUAGCAAAACAUUCUGGGAUCGUGCAGUUGACAGGGCGUUGCAAGAGAUCGACAGAAGCAACUCAGAACUCACCAAGGUUGUACUUGCACGUAGUACCCGAAUAGUGACGAGUGUCGAUAUCGAUCCUGUUACAUGGGUAGCAUGUUUACAGAAAGAGGGAAAAAACUCUUAUCAGUUUUGUGUUCAGCCAUCUAAUGCUCCUGCCUUCAUAGGAAAUACGCCUGAGAGACUGUUCCAUAGAGAAGGACUUGGCAUUAAAAGUGAUGCCUUAGCUGCAACCCGUGCAAGAGGCAGAUCACCUAUUGAAGAUAUUAAAAUAGAACAUGAUUUAUUUUCAAACCCAAAGGAUGACCUUGAGUUUUCUAUUGUGAGGGAAACCAUAAAAAAGAAGUUAGAGGCUGUAUGUGAUGCGGUAGUCGUUGAACCACAUAAAUCAGUGAGAAAACUUCCCAGAAUUCAACAUCUGUACGCCCAAUUGACUGGCAGAUUGAGAAGCGAAGAGGAUGAGUUCGAAAUUUUAUCUACGCUUCAUCCAACUCCCGCAGUCUGUGGAUUGCCAACAAAUGAGGCUCGCGAUUUAAUUGCAGAAACUGAGGUAUUUGAUAGAGGGAUGUACGCAGGGCCUGUUGGUUGGUUUGGAGGAGGAGAGAGUGAGUUUGCAGUAGGCAUCAGAUCAGCAUUAGUGAAGAGAGGUCUUGGUGCCUUGAUCUAUGCGGGAACAGGGAUAGUGAAAGGAAGCAAUCCGUCUUCUGAGUGGGAUGAAUUGGAGCUCAAGAUAUCUCAGAUCACUAGGUCGCUUAAACUAGAAGUGGCUCAAGCACCCAAUUGAUUGGUGAAAAGAUCGUCUGCGAAAGUAAGGUUUAGGAAGCCAUAAGUGACAGGGACCACAAAUAAUAGAGGUGUAAGUUUGGAUAGCCUCUACUUAUAAGCUCUAUUCAGGUCCCUUCUGCAGUGGCUCGAGCCAGCAAAUGGUUUGUUCAUUCUUCGUUUUGUUUUGGCUAUUUUGAUCACCAGGCCACAUUCGUAAUGUAUAUUGUCCAGUUGCUGCUUCUUUUCUCUCUCUCUCUCUCUCUCUCAUUUUUUAAAAAGUGUAACCGAAUAUUAUAGAUUCAGUAACUUGCAUGAAUAAUAUGAAAAUGAAUAAACUUUGCAACCUCUCAUCAUAUAAGACAGUGAUGGGGUUCCUAAGGAGAAAAAACACGGCCAAGCCAAUCAAUUAAACUGAAAA